This is a messenger RNA of Thecamonas trahens ATCC 50062, 299 nucleotides long. RefSeq lists its product as uncharacterized. NCBI's taxonomy places the organism in Eukaryota, Apusomonadida, Apusomonadidae. The coding region runs from base 24 to 299 and encodes 91 amino acids. The transcript is spliced from 4 exons. The record is from RefSeq and is a predicted model, not a curated record.
ACGUCUCCUUUAUCACAUACACCAUGGUCUACGCUACUGUCGAAUGGGCCGGUACCGCUUGGUGCGUCAAGGGCCAGGUCCCGGUCUCUGUCAUUCAGUCGUUCCUUCGUGAUCCGACCAAGGCCACCCAGAACUAUCAUUGGGAGGAUGGAUGGCGGUUGCCGAAGAACGUCGUCCUGCCGUUGCUGUUUGAUAAGCUCGAGUCGGCUGGCUUUCUGCUCGUCGCGUGCGUUGGUGACAUGAAGGGCAACUCGGGCUCCAACAACAACUGCGGGGCAGUCUUUGUCUUCCAUCAGUAA